This is a messenger RNA of Pleurotus ostreatus (oyster mushroom), 1593 nucleotides long. RefSeq lists its product as uncharacterized. The coding region runs from base 1 to 1593 and encodes 530 amino acids. The transcript has a single exon. The record is from RefSeq and is a predicted model, not a curated record. NCBI's taxonomy places the organism in Eukaryota, Fungi, Basidiomycota, Agaricomycetes, Agaricales, Pleurotaceae.
AUGGCACCCCCACGCUCAUUACCACAAUUUCUACCCAUUCAGCCUACAAAUUCCCCAGAUUUUAACACUCAAAUGCCCAACGUCUUCGUCGUGCCUCCAGAGGAAGACCAGGCGCCGCCUUGGUGUUGCUUCGACGCUGGGCAGGUACAAGCACCCCAACCCCCCGCACAUACGUUUUCCAAGAUGCCGGACAUGGAUUCUCUGCAGUCUCGCUUGAACUUCCUUGCGACCGAGCGCGUUAUCGCCGACGGUACUCCUGUAUUCCAAAGGUCAGCCACCCAUGAAGAGGUGGUUAUGCCGAAGAAGGUUGAAACCGCCGCUCAGCGGUUCAAAAACUCGGAAAUGGAUGGCGGGAACACAGGGAACGACUCAGAGGUCGUCGAAGUCGUCAAGGUUAGUAGGAAUCGAAAAGACAAGGAUAUGGCACCGCAGGAACGAGGCGAACACCUAAGUGGUGCCAAAAACUCCAUCAAGCGCUCCAUGACCUUUAAACUCAAAGCCGCAAAGGCGUUGAACAGCAUACGGAGUCUAGGCAAGGGAGGCAGACACUCGAAGCCCAGCGCCAAGGAAAUAUUUCCCGUCCCAAGUCAUACUCAACCUUCGCGGGCAGCGUCAUUUUCAUCUUUCGGGCAAGCCCAAAACUAUGUGGAGGAAACUGAAACCCCAGCCAACGACCGUGUUGUACAAACGCCCAAGCCAGAUCGACCUACUGUAUCACGACGAGGAUCAGUGGUCCUAUCGCAAAUUUUCUCCCCCAGAGCCCACUCAUCACCCGAACUCGGGGUUCAACACUCUGAUUCGGCUACAUCGAAUUCUUCUUCUAUGGGUCAAAGUUCGACCCAGUCAACGAUAGAAACUGUCAGCUCCGCAUCCCCUUCCCUCCAACUCCAUCGCAUUUCUGCCUCCGAUGACCAGCACGCCGUUGCCCAAGGCGUGAUCGACCCAGACUCGUUGCCUACUGCAGAAAGUGACGACUAUCGGCUCGCCCCCUCAGACUCGAGAAAUACUCGUCCUACCUCCCCGAGCCUCACUAUCAACACCCUUGAUUCAAGAACUAAACGGCGUUUCUCCAUGAUGAACAUUCGGAAUAUUUUCACCUUCUCCUCUACCUCUGGGCAGUCAAAUGGUUCGGUGGCAACUUCAAAUUCUGCCGCCAGUGCCAACUUAGCACAAGGCCGCGAUAGUGAUGUCGCAUCGCUGUCAGAAUCUGAACUCGGUGUCCAGCUAGACGCGCCGCGUCUCUCGCGAACCACUGCAGUCAGCGCAUCUACUGCGUCGUCGGAAACAUCGUCGGGCGUGGAAACGCCUACGGAGGAAGUCGCCUUCCUCCCUAUGACUUGCGAUAUGCCCAGAACCAAACGUCCUUCUUUGGAUUGGAGAAUACCAGAGUUUGAGCAUGUUGGGGGCGCCAUCAGUGAUAGUCUAGCUGAUAGCCUCGGUAACCUUGGAGCCGUGUCGAACACACCCGUCGCCAAGAAAUCGAAUAUGCUUGAUGAUCGGGAUGUGAGCGUUGAAAUGCGGUUGGAUUCGCUGCAUUUUGAUUCCAUCUCGUUCGAUCCGGAGAAUUUCAAUGUGUCAGAAUUCUUGAAGUAG